AUGACACCAUCGGAAUUAACCAUUUAUCUUCACAGUACUGGAAAUACACAAUCUGUGCAACCGACAGCCUCAUCAUUGCAUUUAUCUAACGAACUGGAAAGUAGUCACCAAAUAGCAGCAACUGAUGAACAGUCUAACAUCGAUUAUACGACUUCGCUUCUAGCUGAUCAAUUACAUUCAAAUGCUCCUACGUAUGGUAACAUAGAUAAUCCGAUCACUGCUGGUAUUUUAUCAUCCGGAGAUGAAACUAGGCUUACAGGUAGCCAUUAUAAGCAAUUAACAAAAUCUCAAUUUUUGUCAUCAGUACAUUAUGUUAAAAUUUCUACAUUUUCUGAUCAUAUCGAUUCUAAUUUCAUCUGCAUGUCUUCAGAUAAAGUUUUAAUCUCUAUGAAAGAGUCACCACAAUGGACUACGCAAAAUAUCCUGUACACACCGAAAGCAUCGAUAAUUCCUGAGAGUGAUAUCACAGUAGAUAAAACAAGCCAAGACGAUAAUUUGCAAGAAUUAAGAAGUACGACUACGAAAGUAAUAUCUAACGUUAACAUAGAUUUAAGUAGCAUGCUUCAAAACGAAGAACAGGAAGAAUCUGCGAGUACACUACAAUCAGCAAUAGAUAAUUUCGUAGUUUCAUCGCCUGUUAAUAAUAUCGAAUCAAAUUCUAUCGAUAUUAUAUCAGAUAAAAUUUCAAUUUAUUCUGAUGGAUUAUCACAAACGAAUACACAUAACAUCAUGUAUACACCGGAAGCAUCGAUACAAACAGAGAGCAACAUAAUAGCAGAUAUAACAAGUCAAGACGAAAACUUACAAGAAACACGAAGUACAACACUAAUAUCUGACGUCAAUAUAGAACUAAGUAGUACAAUUGGAAAAGAAGAAGAAAAAGAAUCGACUAAUAUCGACAACAUUAUAUCUGCAACAGACAUACAAGAACCAAGUAAAGAUCAAUCGAUAUUACAUACGCUACAAUCAACAAUAGAUAAUUUCGAAGUUUCAUCGCCUGUUAAUAAUAUCGAAUCUAGUUCUAUCGAUAUCAUAUCAGAUAAAGUUUCAAUUUAUUCUGACGGAUUAUCACAAACGAAUACACAAAACAUCAUGUAUACACCGGAAGCAUCGAUACAAACAGAGAGCAAUAUAAUAGCAGACAUAACAAGUCAAGACGAGAACAUACAAGAAACACAAAGUGCAGUACUAAUAUCUGACGUCGAUAUAGAACUAAGUAGUACAAUUGGAAACGAAGAAGAAGAUAAACAAUCGACUAAUAUCGACAACAUUAUAUCUGCAACAGACAUACAAGAACCAAGUAAAGAUCAAUCGAUAUUACAUACACUACAAUCAACAACAGAUAAUUUCGAAGUUUCAUCGCCUGUUAAUAAUAUCGGAUCUAAUUCUGUCGAUGUUAUAUCAGAUAAGAUUUCAAUUUAUUCUGACGGAUUAUCACAAACGACUACACAAAACAUCAUGUAUACACCGGAAGCAUCGAUACAAACAGAGAGCGACAUAAUAGCAGAUAUAACAAGUCAAGACGAAAACUUACAAGAAACACGAAGUACAACACUAAUAUCUGACGUCGAUAUAGAACUAAGUAGUACAAUUGGAAACGAAGAAGAAGAUAAAGAAUCGACUAAUAUCGACAACAUUAUAUCUGCAACAGGCAUACAAGAAUCAAGUAAAGAUCAAUCGAUAUUACAUACACUACAAUCAACAAUAGAUAAUUUCGAAGUUUCAUCGCCUGUUAAUAAUAUCGAAUCUAAUUCUAUCGAUAUUAUAUCAGAUAAAAUUUCAAUUUAUUCUGAUGGAUUAUCACAAACGAAUACACAUAACAUCAUGUAUACACCGGAAGCAUCGAUACAAACAGAGAGCGACAUAAUAGCAGAUAUAACAAGUCAAGACGAAAACUUACAAGAAACACGAAGUACAACACUAAUAUCUGACGUCGAUAUAGAACUAAGUAGUACAAUUGGAAAAGAAGAAGAAAAAGAAUCGACUAAUAUCAACAACAUUAUAUCUGCAACAGAUAAAGUUUCAAUUUAUUCUGACGGAUUAUCACAAACGAAUACACAAAACAUCAUGUAUACACCGGAAGCAUCGAUACAAACAGAAAGCGACAUAAUAGCAGAUAUAACAAGUCAAGACGAGAACUUACAAGAAACACGAAGUGUAGUACUAAUAUCUGACGUCGAUAUAAAACUAAGUAGUACAAUUGGAAACGAAGAAGAAGAUAAAGAAUCGACUAAUAUCGACAACAUUAUAUCUGCAACAGCUACUGUAGUAGACAUAUAG
Molecule: messenger RNA, 2280 nt
Organism: Trichoplax adhaerens
Lineage: Eukaryota; Metazoa; Placozoa; Uniplacotomia; Trichoplacea; Trichoplacidae
Exons: 6
Coding region: 1-2280 (759 amino acids)
Source: RefSeq, a predicted model, not a curated record